Macroventuria anomochaeta is the source of this 807-nucleotide messenger RNA. RefSeq names its product CoaE-domain-containing protein. The transcript has a single exon. Bases 1 to 807 code for a protein of 268 amino acids. Gene Ontology annotation, biological process: coenzyme A biosynthetic process. Lineage: Eukaryota; Fungi; Ascomycota; Dothideomycetes; Pleosporales; Didymellaceae. The record is from RefSeq and is a predicted model, not a curated record. Gene Ontology annotation, molecular function: ATP binding; dephospho-CoA kinase activity.
AUGCUCCUCCUCGGCCUCACCGGCUCCAUCGCAACCGGCAAGUCCACCGUCUCCUCCCUGCUACGACAAGCACCCUACUCGCUCCCCAUCAUCGACGCCGACCUCAUUGCGCGCCAGGUCGUCGAGCCCGGGACCGCCGGCUACAAUGCUAUCGUCAAAUACUUCCUGCCCAGCACGCCAGACCUUCUCCUCCCCGAGUCGCAAGCCACACCAAAAGGCCGCCCGCUCAACCGCCCCGCGCUGGGGCGUCGCGUCUUCGGCUCUGGCGAGCAGCGGGAGCGAGACAGGAAGGUGCUAAAUGGCAUCGUGCACCCCGCGGUCAGGAAGGAAAUGUACAAGCAGAUGAUCUGGGCGUACUUGCGCGGGAACUGGGCCGUCGUGCUCGACGUUCCCCUGCUCUUUGAAAGCGGAUGGGAGCGGUACUGCGGCAGCAUCAUCGUCGUCGGUGUCUCAGACCCCGCGAUCCAGAUCCAGCGCCUGCGCGCCCGGGACGCCCAUCUCACGGAGGAAGAUGCGCGGAAUCGCGUCAUGAGCCAGGGCGACAUUAGGGAGAAGGCGGAGCGGUGCUUGAGACGCGGGGAAGGGAGGGGCGUCGUAGUGUGGAACGAUGGGGAUAGAGGGCAUUUGGAGAGAGAAGUCAGGCGGGUUAUGGAUGAUGUGAGAGGGAGGAGUCCGUGGUGGUGGGGCAAGUUGCUUUGGGUGCUUCCGCCGCUGGGGCUGGUGAGUGGGCUGUGGAGCUGGUGGAAUAUGAGGAUGAUGCAGUUGAGUUGGGAGGAGGCGAAGAAGAAGGAGAAGGCGAAGUUGUAG